AUGGAAGAAGGACAUAUUGCAUCGAUAUGUCGAGAGAUUUUAUAUGCACUUGAAUUUCUACACGCCAAUCGUGUUAUUCAUCGUGAUAUCAAAUCAGAUAAUAUUCUACUUGGUAUGGAUGGAUCUGUAAAAUUGACAGAUUUUGGUUUCUGUGCACAAUUAAGUCAUGAUGGAACAAAACGCUCAACUAUGGUUGGUACACCGUAUUGGAUGGCACCAGAAGUUGUUUUACGUAAACAAUAUGGUCCAAAAGUUGAUAUAUGGUCAUUAGGGAUUAUGGCUAUUGAAAUGGUUGAUGGGGAACCACCUUAUUUAAAUGAAAAUCCUGUUCGAGCUCUUUAUCUAAUCGCUACUAAUGGUAAACCAGAAAUUAAAGAACGCGAUCGUCUGUCAAGUACAUUUCUUAACUUUCUUGAUCGUUGCUUAGAAGUUGAUGUUGAACAAAGAGCUACAGCUAUUGAAUUAUUACAACAUCCAUUCAUCCUCCGAUGUGCUAAACCCUUGAGUUCAUUAGUUCCAUUGAUUAAUUUGGCCAGAGAACAAAAAUAA
Molecule: messenger RNA, 549 nt
Organism: Trichobilharzia regenti
Lineage: Eukaryota; Metazoa; Platyhelminthes; Trematoda; Strigeidida; Schistosomatidae
Source: the annotation of a GenBank genome assembly